Molecule: messenger RNA, 915 nt
Organism: Phytophthora sojae
Lineage: Eukaryota; Oomycota; Peronosporomycetes; Peronosporales; Peronosporaceae
Exons: 3
Coding region: 1-915 (304 amino acids)
Source: RefSeq, a predicted model, not a curated record
AUGCCAACCGCUGGCGACAGGGGCCCGCGGGCAGUGCUUGCUUGCUUGCUGAGUUCGACGUCCCACGGCGUCCACCCGUUGGCCUCCAAAUUCGAACUUCGAGCACAAGAGCUUGCAUGUGUUGCAGUUUUUGCGCGUUCGAUUAUGCAGGGCGGACCUGCCGCUGCUCACCGAAUUGCAGAGAGAUUUCGCUCGGCCAUGCGGCGGUGCCGAACGGAUGGAGCCGCUCCGGAUCACCGGCGGCAAAAUCGACGCGCGCAUGUGAGAGUGUCGCUCGCCCUCCGCGUCCUCGACGUCUUGGCACCUCCAGCGGCUCUCGCAGACGUGAUCGGCCAAGCGGUGUGGGGCCUAGGCAUCCGCGACCUGCGUCGGGCAAUGACGAGCUCAGCCAAGUCCUGUCCGCCCGUGGUGGGCGCUACCGGUAUUGAUAACUGCUGCCCGUCAGCCCGCUAUGGCCAGCGGUGCAUUGGGGCACUUGCUCCACGACAACGGCGAGCGGCGAACGACAACCCAUGUGUCGCGUUGCAAAAAUUAGUCGCCAAGGACGACGAGCUACUGUACACUGUAGCCUCGUCUUGCGUCGGGCCGUUAUUCAGCGUCGCUUCCUCGCGAGCGAGGUGGCUUCGGCGGCAUUGUCCACGUAGCGCUGCCGGCCCGGCUUGCACCGCGGGCGUGGAGGAGGUCAAGGGCAAGCUCGGGCAAGACGCAAGCGCGCGCGAUCGAAAUCAGAUACGAGUACGGACGAGAGGAUUCUGCUUGAGAAAAAGUGCCUGCGCGCUUGUGAAAAAGUUUCCCGAUGCGAUACGGGCGCAUUCUCCUGUUGAAGCGCGAAAUUGGGCCGUCUCCGAUAAUAUUCGCAGCACUUUGGCCCAGAUGUUCACCCACCCAUCCGACGAGUGUAACUCGGUCAGAUGA